UAAAUAGAGAUUUUCCCCUCUUUUGCGAAAGUAUUAUUUUUUUUUAUUCUGUUUCUUGGUAAAAUUGCAGUACGUCACAAGUAGAAAACAUACUAUAAUUAUAACAAUUUAAACGGCCAUCAGGAAGUUUCGAACUGGUCAUAACGUACAAGUUAACCAGUUAUAGUUAUCUCGGCUGAAAUCGUUUUUUUUAAUUGACUGUCUCGUCGCUUUAGCAUUUUAAAUGUCGAAUAGACGCCAGAUGAAUGAUUUUCGAGUGGAAGGUUAACUUACAUGAAGAGACGCGAUGUUCAGUUUGACCGGGCAGUAUGUGUGUCUGAACUCACUGACACGGUUUUAAAAGCAACCCGCAAUAUAACCGGCAUAUGUGUGAAGAAAACAUAGAUUUUAACAGCUGUUUGUUAACUUGACGUCGUGAAUUGACAGUGUAGGCUAACGACAACAAAAAAGUGAUUGAGUAUGAAUCUGGAUGCUAGACAUUUUGAGCAGUGACGACUUGAAGUCUUCUUGAGUCGUAGUUUUUCCAGGUUUAGGGCAGGAUGAAGUCUAAAAUAUCUGUCUGGAAAACGAAUUGAGUGUUUUUAAACGAGUCGUUUUAAUCGUGUAUGAGGAAAUAUUUCCUGCUUUUACUUCCAUUCCUUUAGCUCGUUCGUCAAGUGUGGAAAAACUGCCUCAAAUGUUACGCUAGCAACACCAUAGCCUUUCCAAAAAGGGUUUUGCAUGCAAAGUUUAUUCGCCAAAUAAAGUUUAUUUGGCAAAUAAAACGUAUCACUCAGAGCACAGAUUUAGAUUUAGAUCAAGAAAUCCUCCAACACAGCUGUGGUUUCGUUAGCCGGUGUGCUAGCCUUCACCACAGCUCUCAGAAAUGUCGAAUAUCUCCAACGAAGGUGUGAUCUUGAUUAAAGAUGUAAAGGCCGGAUCUAAAAACCUUAAUAUCGUCUUUAUAGUUUUGGAAAUCGGUCGGGUGACGAAGACAAAGGACGGACACGAGGUGCGCUCGUGCAGAGUGGCGGACAAGAGCGGCAGCAUCGCCAUCUCUGUGUGGGAUGAGCUGGGCAGCCUCAUCCAGCCCGGGGACAUCAUCCGCCUUACGAGAGGGUAUGCUUCAAUGUGGAAGGGGUGCCUUACACUGUACACUGGAAGAGGAGGAGACUUACAAAAAAUAGGAGAGUUCUGUAUGGUGUAUUCUGAGAUUCCUAAUUUCAGUGAGCCAAAUCCAGAGCUGCUAGGACAAGCUAACCAGCAUAACAAGAUGGUGAAACAGCGCGGAAAUUCUCCACCGAAUCAAAAUUCAGGUACUCCUGUGCAGACAGGAAAUGGUACUGGGCCAGUAUUUUCCAAUAACAGUGCUGCACCUGUGCCUCGGGAUCCCAACUUUGGUGCUCCAGGAAGACCAAACGGGCGUGUUCCAGGCAAUGGACCACCCCCAGUAACUGCAGGGGGAUCCCCUGCUCCCCCCAAACCCACAGUCACCAUUAGCAAUGGCAGGGACCCAAGAAGGGCUUCAAAGAGAUGAGACCGCAAAACCACUUCCAUGUUCCCAC
Molecule: messenger RNA, 1544 nt
Organism: Rhinichthys klamathensis goyatoka
Lineage: Eukaryota; Metazoa; Chordata; Actinopteri; Cypriniformes; Leuciscidae
Gene: nabp1a
Product: nucleic acid binding protein 1a
Exons: 6
Coding region: 866-1516 (216 amino acids)
Biological process (GO): double-strand break repair via homologous recombination; mitotic cell cycle checkpoint signaling; response to ionizing radiation
Cellular component (GO): SOSS complex
Molecular function (GO): DNA binding
Source: RefSeq, a predicted model, not a curated record